This is a messenger RNA of Striga asiatica, 2354 nucleotides long. The record is from the annotation of a GenBank genome assembly. NCBI's taxonomy places the organism in Eukaryota, Viridiplantae, Streptophyta, Magnoliopsida, Lamiales, Orobanchaceae.
AAAGAGUGCGGUAUUUAACAAUUCAGUAUUUUUAUUGAUGGUUUUGUUUGUUUUAUUAAACAGUCUGUUUUGUUCACGUGCAAGUUCAGAUUGUGGACCUUUUUAGUUCAACGUGACAAAAUAGAAACAGUAAUGAUUUUGAAAUUACUAUUAGAAGAAACGAACAAAUACUAUGUAGUUCCUUUGUUUUCUCCUUUUUCUUUUAUCGUUUUGAGGAUAGAUUUGAAAAAUUAGAUCAUAAGAAAAAAGAAAAUAGAGCAAAUCAGCAGACCAAGCGAGAUAAUUCAGAAAUCUCUACACAAAUCUUCUCGAAGCAAAACGAUUAUACUAUAGUUUAUCAAUACAGCUCCAGAUUCUUCUGGCACCCCGAGUUCCAUUCGCCAACCCAUACAUUAAUCCAGCACAUUUCACACGCACAGACAGCUACGGCGGCAAACGGCGGAACCAGUCAUCCCCGCUAUUAACUGUUUUAUAUCGGCGCCGGCGUUAGCGUUGACGAGCAAGAUAAAGAGAGAUUAAUGGAAGCGUGCAUAUACGCAGUCAAGCCAAAACCUGGCGUUGGCCUUCAUAGCCGUCGGCUUUUUCCAGGCAAGGGCGAUUUAAGGAAGCAAGGCUUAGCAUUUUCGAGCACCAAACUUCGGAUGGAGAAGAAGCAUAACUGUCUGGGUCUCAGCUUUGAUUUGACUUCAAUGGGAAGUUUUGGGGGUAGUUUUCGAAGUUUGUCUGGAUCGUCGGCCAAGGCCAGAUCAGUCCGAGCUCAAGGUUAUUCUGGAGAUAUUGAAGAUGUUUCACCAACCAAAAUCCAAGUGAAGUCAUCUGGAUCUGUAUUGCCAUAUGUCGGUGUUGCUUGUCUAGGAGCUAUCCUUUUUGGGUAUCAUCUAGGAGUUGUUAAUGGAGCUCUGGAGUACCUCUCUAAGGAUCUUGGGAUCACAGAGAAUACUGUGUUACAAGGCAAGUCUUACGCCACAGCUCAAAGCAUAGAAACAAUGAUAGUUGGACGGUUACUCGCUGGUAUCGGGAUUGGCAUCUCCUCUGCUAUUGUGCCACUUUACAUAUCUGAGAUCUCACCUACUGAAAUUCGUGGCACACUUGGAUCUGUCAACCAGCUAUUCAUAUGUAUUGGAAUCCUUGCAGCAUUAGUAGCUGGUUUGCCUUUGGCAGGGAAUCCAUUGUGGUGGAGGACAAUGUUUGGUGUUGCAGUUAUUCCGUCGGUGUUACUGGCACUUGGAAUGGCAUUUUCUCCUGAAAGUCCACGCUGGCUUUAUCAGCAAGGAAGAAUAUCUGAAGCUGAAGUAUCAAUUAAAAGGCUAUUUGGAAAAGAAAGGGUUUCUGAGAUUAUGAGUGAUUUGGAUGCAGCAGCUCAAGGUUCUUCUGAACCAGAAGCUGGGUGGUUUGAUCUUUUCAGCAGCCGUUACUGGAAAGUUGUCAGUGUAGGUGCAGCUCUCUUCUUGUUUCAGCAGCUUGCUGGUAUAAAUGCUGUUGUGUACUAUUCGACCUCCGUUUUCCGAAGUGCUGGAAUUACAUCUGAUGUUGCUGCCAGUGCUCUGGUUGGGGCAUCAAAUGUUUUUGGAACAACUAUUGCAUCCUCAUUGAUGGAUAAACGAGGACGGAAAAGUCUUCUGCUCACAAGCUUUGCUGGAAUGGCUGCAUCUAUGCUGCUGCUUUCUUUGAGUUUUACUUGGAAGGUCUUGGCACCAUAUUCAGGCACCCUUGCUGUUCUUGGGACUGUUCUCUAUGUACUAUCGUUUUCUCUUGGCGCUGGUCCUGUACCUGCGCUUCUACUUCCAGAGAUUUUUGCCUCUAGAAUCAGAGCAAAAGCAGUGGCCUUAUCUUUAGGCAUGCAUUGGAUAUCCAACUUCGUAAUAGGUCUUUACUUUUUGAGUGUUGUAAAUAAGUUUGGCAUCAGUACAGUGUACCUGGGGUUUGCUUCUGUGUGUCUGCUGGCAGUUAUGUACAUAGUUGGUAACGUAGUCGAAACAAAGGGGCGAUCACUGGAGGAGAUUGAACGUGCUUUGAACCCGGCUAUUUGAGAUGAUGUUAGUUACGGUGAUUUUAUGAGAAAUACUGUCUUGCAGGUCAUCUUGUUAGUGGGGUUGAGGCUUGUUCAGACAACGUGACAUAUGAGUGUUGACACAAACUCUGAUGUACAUCGGAUAAUUCUAAUAAUUGCUAGUUGGUCUUUGAUUGUGCAUGAAUUUCCAUAAUGCCGCCCUUUACUUGAAACCUGUCGUAUAACUGCAAUUGUCGUAAUAGCCCCCAGCUAAAAAUUGUUCAUGGUCUCUAAUUGAAAGUGUGAUUCAGGAUGACAAUUAGGGUAUCCAUCCGUUCAAGUUAUUUCUAGAUUGAUAUUAUAU